Saimiri boliviensis boliviensis (Bolivian squirrel monkey) is the source of this 4171-nucleotide messenger RNA. RefSeq names its product desmoglein 2 (gene DSG2). NCBI's taxonomy places the organism in Eukaryota, Metazoa, Chordata, Mammalia, Primates, Cebidae. Gene Ontology annotation, biological process: homophilic cell-cell adhesion. Gene Ontology annotation, cellular component: plasma membrane; desmosome. Gene Ontology annotation, molecular function: calcium ion binding. The record is from RefSeq and is a predicted model, not a curated record.
CCUCCUCUGCAGAGCUCCCCACCUCGUAAGAGCCGCGCGGGCCGCCCCCGGCUCCAUUUUCUCGCGGCGGCCACACCUGGAGCCGCGCCUUUGGGUUGGGCAGGGCCGGGCCGCGCGGCCGCCGCGGGGAAACGGCCCUCGGGGCGGGGAGGGAAAGAGGGGGAAGCCGGGCGGCCGGGGCGGGCUGGGCCGAGGCCGGGCGGAGCCGAGUGCGCGCUCGGGGCCGGCGGCGGCGGGAGGCGGAGGCGAGGGCGCGAUGGCGCGGAGCCCGGGAGGCCGGUGUGUCCUGCUGCUUCUCCUGAUCUGCUUUAACAUUGGAAGUGGACUUCACUUACAGGUCUUAAACACAAGAAAUGGAAAUAAUCUGCUUCCUAAACAUCCUCAUUUAGUGCGACAAAAGCGUGCCUGGAUCACCGCCCCCGUGGCUCUUCGGGAGGGAGAGGACCUGUCCAAAAAGAAUCCAAUUGCCAAGAUACACUCUGAUCUUGCAGAAGAAGGAGGACUAAAAAUUACCUACAAAUACACCGGAAAAGGGAUUACAGAGCCACCUUUUGGUAUAUUUGUCUUUAAUAAAGACACUGGAGAGCUGAAUGUUACCAGCAUUCUUGAUCGAGAAGAAACACCAUUUUUUCUGCUAACAGGUUACGCUUUAAAUGAAAGAGGAGUCAAUAUAGAGAAACCCUUAGAGCUACGCAUUAAGGUUCUUGAUGUCAAUGACAACGAACCAGUGUUCACACAGGAUGUCUUCUUUGGGUCUGUUGAAGAGUUAAGUGUGGCAAACACACUUGUGAUGAAAAUCAACGCAACAGAUGCAGAUGAGCCCAAUACCCUGAAUUCUAAAAUUUCCUAUAGAAUUGUAUCUGUGGAGCCUGCUUAUCCUCCAGUGUUCCACCUAAAUAAAGAUACAGGAGAGAUUUAUACGACCAGUGUUACCUUGGACAGAGAGGAACACAGCAGCUACACCUUGACAGUAGAAGCAAGAGAUGGCAACGGACAAGUCACAGACAAACCUGUGAAACAAGCUCAAGUUCAGAUUCGUAUUUUGGAUGUCAAUGACAAUAUACCUGUAGUGGAAAAUAAGAUGCUUGAAGGGAUGGUUGAAGAAAAUCAAGUCAAUGUAGAAGUUAUACGCAUAAAAGUGUUUGAUGCAGAUGAAAUAGGUUCUGACAAUUGGUUAGCAAAUUUUACAUUUGCAUCAGGAAAUGAAGGAGGUUAUUUCCACAUAGAAACAGAUGCUCAAACUAAUGAAGGAAUUGUGACCCUUAUUAAGGAAGUAGAUUAUGAAGAAAUCAAGAAUCUUGACUUCAGUAUUAUUGUCACUAAUAAAGCAGCUUUUCACAAGUCAAUUAGGAGUAAAUACAAGCCUACAUCCAUUCCCAUCAAGGUCAAAGUGAAAAAUGUGAAAGAAGGCAUUCAUUUUAAAAGCGACGUCAUCACAAUUUACGUUAGUGAGAGCAUGGAAAGGUCAAGCAAAGGCCAAAUAAUUGGAAAAUUUCAAGCUUUUGAUGAGGACACUGGACUACAAGCCAGUGCAAGAUAUGUAAAAUUGGAAGAUAGAGAUAAUUGGAUUUCUCUGGAUUCUGUAACAUCUGAAAUUAAACUUGCAAAAAUUCCUGAUUUUGAAUCUAGAUAUGUCCAAAAUGGCACAUACACUAUAAAGAUUUUGGCUAUAUCAGAAGAUGAUCUUAGAAAAACCGUCACUGGCACCAUCCGUAUCGCCGUUGAAGACACCAACGACAACUGUCCCACACUGACAGAACCCGUGCAGACAGUGUGUAAUGACGCACAGUAUGUGAACGUCACUGCAGAGGACCUGGAUGGAUACCCAAACAGUGGCCCUUUCCGGUUCUCUGUCAUUGACAAACCACCUGGAAUGGCAGAAAAAUGGAAAAUAGUACGCCAAGAAAGGACCAGUGUGCUGCUGCAUCAAAGCGAGAAAAAGCUUGGGAGAAGUGAAAUUCAGUUCCUGAUUUCAGACAAUCAGGGUUUCAGUUGCCCUGAAAAGCAGAUCCUUACACUUACGGUUUGUGAGUGUCUUCAUGGCAGCGGCUGCGUGGGAGCGCACCGUGACUCCUACGUGGGCCUGGGACCCGCAGCAAUUGCGCUCAUGAUUUUGGCCUUUCUGCUCCUGCUGCUGGUACCACUUUUACUGCUGAUGUGCCAUUGCGGAAAGGGCGCCAAAGGCUUUACCCCCAUACCUGGCACCAUAGAGAUGCUGCAUCCUUGGAAUAAUGAAGGAGCGCCACCUGAAGACAAGGUGGUGCCAUCGUUUCUGCCAGUGGAUCAAAGGGACAGUCUAGCAGGAAGAAAUGGAGUAGGAGGUAUGGCCAAGGAAGCUACCAUGAAAGAAAGUAGCUCUGGUUCCUUUGCCAAAGGGCAGCGUGAAAUGUCUGAGCUGGAUGGAAGGUGGGACGAACACAGAAGCCUGCUUUCUGCUAGAGCUACCCAGGUUACAGGGGCCACAGGGGCUAUCAUAAGCAAGGAAACCAUGAAGAACACAAGAGCCACAGGAGCUUCCAGAGAUGUGGCUGGAGCUCAGACAGCUGCUGUUGCACUGAACGAAGAAUUCUUAAGAAAUUAUUUCACUGAUAAAGCGGCCUCUUACACUGAGGAAGAUGAAAAUCACAUAGCCAAAGAUUGCCUUCUGGUUUAUUCUCAGGAAGAAACCGAAUCUCUGAAUGCUUCUAUUGGCUGUUGCAGUUUUAUUGAAGGAGAGCAAGAUGACCGCUUCUUAGAUGACUUGGGACUUAAAUUCAAGACGCUAGCUGAAGUUUGCCUGGGUCAAAAAAUAGAUAUAGAUAUGGAAAUUGAGCAGAGGCAAAAACGUGCCACAGAAACAAGUAUGAACACAGCUUCACGUUCACUCUAUGAGCAAACCAUGGUUAAUUCAGAGAAUACCUCCUCUGGCAGUAGCUUCCCGGUUCCAAAAUCUUUACAAGAAGCAAAUGCAGAGAAAGUAACUCAGGAAAUAGUCACUGAAAGAUCCGUGUCUUCUAGGCAGGCUCAAAAGGUAGCUACACCUCUUCCUGACCCAGUGGCUUCUGGUAAUAUGAUGGCCACAGAAGCUUCCUAUGCCACAGGUUCCACUAAGCCACCAAGCACUGUGAUCCUGGGUCCUAGACAGCCACAGAGCCUUAUUGUGACAGAAAGGGUGUAUGCUCCAGCUUCUACCUGGGUAGAUCAGCCUUAUGCUAAUGAAGGUACAGUUGUGGUCACUGAAAGAGUAAUACAGCCUCACGGGGGUGGACCGAAUCCUCUGGAAGGCACCCAGCAUCUGCAAGAUGCACAUUACGUCAUGGUGAGGGAAAGAGAGAGCUUCCUUGCCCCCAGCUCAGGUGUGCAGCCCACUCUGGCCAUGCCUAAUUUAGCAGUGGGACAGAAUGUGACAGUGACAGAAAGAGUCCUAGCACCUGCUUCCACUCUGCAAUCCAGUUAUCUGAUUCCCACUGAAAACUCUCUGAAGGUUAGGAACACCAUGGUGUCUGGAGCUGCAGUCCCUGGCCCCCUGCCAGAUUUUGGUUUAGAGGAAUCUGGUCAUUCUAAUUCUACCAUAACCACAUCUUCCACCAGAGUCACCAAACAUAGCACUGUACAGCAUUCUUACUCCUAAACAGCAGACAGCCACAAACUGACCCAGAGUUUAAUUAGCAGUGACUAAUUUCAUGUUUCCAAUAUACCUGAUUUUUCAUGAGCUUUACAGACUCAGAGACACAUACACAUUGAGCUUUAGAUUUUUCUUAGUUGCUGAGAUACAAAGGGCCACACUGCCUCUGCUUCCAGGAGUGUAUUUUAGAAAUGCCCUAUGAUUUACUGAGGACAUAGAGAUGAUGCUGCUUCUUAGGUGCCUUUAGUGAGCUAUGCAGACAAUCCUGACAAAGCAAUACAGUCAAUCUGGCUUCUGAGAACUUACCAAAUUAACAGAGUAUGCAGUUCAUCCUCCGACCAGUAAAGCAACCCAGGAAAUUGAAUGGGUCUCUUUGCCUACCAUAUUAACAGUUAACAUUGAUGUUCCAUAUUCUGUACUUUAUUGCAUGUAGCAGAUUUUCAACACCUCAUUGAUCCAAAGAUAUAUGCACGAUCUGGGCACCAGUUUUGAUUUUCCUUAAGACUUGAACCCUUUUCAUCAGGCGUCCCCAAACUUUUUACACAGGGGGCCAGUUCACUGUCCCUC